Molecule: messenger RNA, 465 nt
Organism: Aspergillus calidoustus
Lineage: Eukaryota; Fungi; Ascomycota; Eurotiomycetes; Eurotiales; Aspergillaceae
Source: the annotation of a GenBank genome assembly
AUGUCUCAAUCACCAAGCCCCCUCUCAAUCCCCACCGUAACCCCCUACACGAUCCCUACAGAAUGGGCACCAGCCCUCGGCUCCCACCGCACCGGGUACGCAUCCACCAUGCCCGACGGGCUGAAACAAACAAACGGAAUCGUCCGUGAGCUCCUACACUUCAACGCCUUCGUCACCGUCAUGCCUGAGUCCGACCAGGACGCCGAACGCUCGAUUGCCCCCGAGGUCGACGACCUGCGCACGCAGGCGGAACUGGCCUCCCCGGGCCAGGACGAGCUCGGGAAACGCACGUAUGGGUUCUGGCAGUGCCCCGAUGGAUUUAUCAAGUGGGGCAUGGGGAUUGUGAGUGAUGUUGCGGAGGAUGUUGUGCUUGCUCUUGUUGAGGCGGGGCGGGAGGUUCAGGUUGAGACGUUUACGGGGAGGGAUCCGGCUUGUGGGACGAAGCCUGCGUUGGGGUUUCAGUAA